This is a messenger RNA of Lodderomyces elongisporus, 1275 nucleotides long. RefSeq lists its product as uncharacterized. The transcript has a single exon. The coding region runs from base 1 to 1275 and encodes 424 amino acids. The record is from RefSeq and is a predicted model, not a curated record. Lineage: Eukaryota; Fungi; Ascomycota; Pichiomycetes; Serinales; Debaryomycetaceae.
AUGCCCGGUGGUAGAAAAGAAACAGAUGGGUCUGGUGGUAUUGAAAAACCAAAAAGAAAGGCAUCCACAUCGGUUUCAUCAUCGGCAGUAGCAGCAGCAGCAGCAACUGCAGCAACAACAACAACAUCAUCAUCAUCGAAUACUUCCGCUUCCGCUUCCACCCCGACAUCAACAUCGACAGCUCGAAAACUUCCUCCACUUGCUAGCUUGCAAAGUGUUUACCGUAGUGAUUAUCAACCAUUCACCACUUUUCUUCCGUAUGAGCCUGCUUUUCGUGACAACCACGGCUCAACUUCAUCAAAUGCUGCUGAGGAAACCAGCUCUGAUAAAGUGAAGGACGAAGCAAAAGAAAAAGAUGAAAUUGCAGACAAACCAACUCAACAAGCCUCACCGAAAGCGAAAACACCACCAUCUAUGGAAGCUUCGAUCACCAAAUUCAGAGCUACAGCCUCACCCACUUCCACCGCGAAAAUCGAAAAAGCAGUAGCUAUGGCUGCUUCUGCAGCUUCUGCAGCUGCUAGGACCCAAGCAUCCCAUGCACCCCAAGCUGUUACCACUCCCACACUCAACUCCACUACAGUUAGCACUACCAAUACUGAUGCUAGCACCAAAAGUCCUGCUUCUGCCAACUCCACCGCUGUCGCAACAACAACAACAACAGACCCGCAAAUUGUAGCUGCAACAACAAAGCAUAAACCCUAUGCAUGUACUUUUCCCAAGUGCGAAUGGUCGUUUGCUAGACAAUCGGACCUUACCAGACAUGCAAAGUCGCAUGCAGCUCCUCAGUACCAUUGUCCCUAUUGGAAAAAUGACCCAACUUGUCAUAAAAACUAUGGAGCCUUCAACAGAUUAGACGUUUUGAAAAGGCAUUUGCGUUUGGUUCAUUAUGUCAAAGACAAACAACCAAUAAUUAAUAAUAGUAGUGAUAACAGUAAUGUUGAUGAAGGAUUGCUUACAUCAACUGCAGGCCAAAAUGGGGGUGCUCAUAGUAGUAGCAAUAGCAGUGUUGGUCGUAUUGGUGGUGUUGGUGCUGGUGCUGCUGCUGGUAUUGCAGGAGGAAGAGCAGGAGUAGAUGACCCUGGAUGGUGCCGAGCAUGUCAACGAAUGUUCCCAAACUCGAAGGCGUUUGUUGAACACUGUCAAGAUUGCGCACAGAAUACACAACCUGCGGAAUGGAUUGAAAAUAAACGAACGUAUGCGAAUACUGUUGAAGAUGGAUCACUGCAUCAAAACACAUUCAGAGUGAUUAUAGAUCAAAAACAGACAAAAAGUUGA